This is a messenger RNA of Lutra lutra (Eurasian river otter), 4474 nucleotides long. It is a transcript of the gene CCDC85C, whose product is annotated as coiled-coil domain containing 85C. The transcript has 8 exons. Bases 239 to 1618 code for a protein of 459 amino acids. The record is from RefSeq and is a predicted model, not a curated record. Gene Ontology annotation, cellular component: apical junction complex. NCBI's taxonomy places the organism in Eukaryota, Metazoa, Chordata, Mammalia, Carnivora, Mustelidae.
GAGCGCCCGGCACGGCGGCCGCAGACGCAGCAGCGGUCCCAGCUCGCCGAGUCCCGAGACCCGCGGUUCCCGGGCGGCCCCGGGCGGACGCUGCGUGAGGGCGCGCGAGGAGGCGCGGGGCGGCCCGCUCGCGCCCCCGGCCACCCCCUGCCCGUGAGCGCACCGGCCCAGCGCCGCCCCGGCGCGGGGAGCGCCGGCCGGGCGAGGGCGCGGGCGAUGCCGCGGUGACGGCCCCGCCAUGGCGAAGCCCCCGGCGGCGGCGGCGGCGGCGGCGUCGGAGGAGCUGAGCCAGGUGCCGGACGAGGAGCUGCUGCGCUGGAGCAAGGAGGAGCUGGCGCGGCGGCUGCGGCGCGCAGAGGGCGAGAAGGUGGGCCUCAUGCUGGAGCACGGCGGCCUGAUGCGCGACGUGAACCGGCGGCUGCAGCAGCACCUGCUGGAGAUCCGCGGCCUCAAGGACGUGAACCAGCGGCUGCAGGACGACAACCAGGAGCUACGCGAGCUCUGCUGCUUCCUCGACGACGACCGGCAGAAGGGGCGCAAGCUGGCGCGCGAGUGGCAGCGCUUCGGGCGCCACGCGGCCGGCGCGGUGUGGCACGAGGUGGCCCGAUCGCAGCAGAAACUGCGCGAGCUCGAGGCGCGCCAGGAGGCCCUGCUGCGUGAGAACCUGGAGCUCAAGGAGCUGGUGCUGAUGCUGGACGAGGAGCGCGCAGCGCUGGCGGGGGGUGGGGGCGGCGCGGGCGGCGGCGGCGGCGCGGGCUCCCGCAGCUCCAUCGACAGCCAGGCCAGCCUGAGCGGGCCGCUGGCGGGCGGCGCGGCGGGCGCGGGGGCCCGCGACGUGGGCGACGGCAGCAGCACGUCGAGCGCGGGUAGCGGAGGCAGCCCGGACCACCACCACCACAUCCCGCCCCCGCUGCUGCCCCCGGGGCCGCACAAGGCCUCCGACGGCAAGGCAGUAGCCACGCGCAGAUCCCUGGACGACCUGUCGGCGCCACCGCACCACCGAAGCAUCCCCAACGGCCUGCACGAUCCCUCGUCCACCUACAUCAGGCAGCUGGAGACCAAGGUGAGGCUGCUGGAGGCUGAAAAGCCCCUCGUACAGGCGCCCGUCCUGCUGGCUGCAGCCACUGGACAGCAGAGUGGAGGCCAGGACCACGAUCUGGACCCGAAGCCUCGGGUCAGUGGCCUUCUGCCCCGUCCCUACGGCCGCCCGAGAAGCUGGCUUCAGCAGGCAGGCCCUGGAGAGUUCCGGACGCUGCGGAAAGGCUUCUCCCCAUACCACUCGGAGUCCCAGCUGGCAAGCCUCCCGCCCUCCUACCAGGACUCGCUGCAGAACGGCCCAGCUUGCACGGUACCUGAGCUGUCCUUGCCCCCCUCCGCCGGCUACAGCUCUGCAGGACAGAAGCCUGAGGCUGUUGUGCACGCCAUGAAGGUCCUGGAGGUGCACGAGAACCUGGACCGGCAACUCCAGGACAGCUGUGAGGAGGACCUGAGUGAGAAGGAGAAGGCCAUCGUCCGUGAGAUGUGCAAUGUGGUCUGGCGAAAACUAGGGGACGCGGCCAGCUCCAAGCCCUCCAUCCGGCAGCACCUGUCUGGGAACCAGUUCAAGGGGCCUUUGUAGGGCUGCUUCUCUGUGGACGUGGACUGGCCCUGCAGGGCACCCAGGAUGAGUUGCAGGCCCCCGUGUUUGUUUCCUGUGGUGAAUUGUACAUAGGACACUGCCCGCUGUGACCCGGCUCCCGUGGGUCCAGCACGCUGACAGCCGGGCCUCCGUCUCCCUCCUCACGCACCAGCACACGGAAGACGAGAGGCCGCUGGCCGUGCCCCAUGGCAGAGUGGCCCAAACAGCCUCGUCCCUGCGCUGGGGCCCUGCUGCCGGGAGGCUGAAGGCUGUGUGGGGGCUCAGGGCCUGGCAUCCCAGGCUGGGCCCGACCUUGGCCGAGGGGCACCUCAUCGAGCCUUCUACCCGCUGGCUGCUGCCCACACUGGACAGAGUCCACCGGCAGCUGGACCUGACACAAGGGGCACCCCUUCUCACCCAUCUGCGGCCUGAACCCCAGCUCACUGAGCCCGCGUCCGAGUCGUGGACAGGGAAGCUCAUGGUGUCUGUGGCUGGCUGGAGGCCCUGAGGCCCUUCCUCUGGCACCCCUGCCGCCCCGCCCCGUGCCCAGCUCCCUGCUGCUUGGUUUCAGGGUGCUUCCCCCAGCCCUGAACACAUCACUCGCUGCAGAGUCUCCCCUCCUACCCGGGGCGCCCUAGCUUUUUGGGUCCCUCCUGCCCAGGACCCAAGGCCUCUCCAUCUCAUGGUUUCACGUGAUGGGCCAGGGAGCUAGGAGGCUGUGUGGAGAGUCUCUGGGCCGAGCCCCACGCUCUCUCUCCAGAUGGGCAGCACCGGGCCGAGCUGGGCCUCUGGUGUCCCCCAGAGCCCAGCCCCAGCUGGGGUCACUGUGGACGGAGCUGCACGGGCUGGCCGGUGGGGGACUUCUGCCCUCUCUGGAAGGAGCCCGACCUGGCUCUGGCUUUACCUGGCUGUGUGACCUUCAGCAAGUCACUCAGCUUCUCCAGGCCCCUGGUGGGAAGACGGGGUCUCAGGUUCUUUGGGCCGUGCUCACCACCCGAGGCCACCGGCUGGGUUCAGCCCGGGCUUCCGUUGCGGCCCGCACGCCCGGGCGCUCCCCCUGCUGCAGAAGCCACUGCUGGCUGGGCCGGACGGAGCCGGGGACCGAGCGGGGUCCACUGCCUUGCUGCCUCUUCACAGGUGCUGCCACCUCCCCUCUCUGAGCCUCAGUGUCCUCCACUGAGAAGGGACAGCCUCAGGCCCUCUUCGUGGGGCUCGGGAUCAAAUGAGACCUUCCGUGUAAAUGACCAUAUACAAACUAUAGAUGAGAUAGAGAAAUGUUGAAAUUGCUGAGGAAGGUGAGGCCCAGAGGUGUGUGGUCGGGGCACAUUACAGACGAGCUCACGGAUGCUGGGAAGUCGGGGGGGCCACCGGCCAUGAUGGCUGCUCGCUCCCGCCACCUCCGCUGGCUGGUGGGGCUUGGCUCCAUGCCUCAAGCACUCGAAGAGCCCAGGAGGCCACUUUUGCAGCGGGCAGGCCUCAUCCAGGCCCGCACGAGGGACGGGGGCCAGGCGAGGGGAUGGGGGAGGCCACCCUGUUCCUAGAGCCCCAGGGAGGACUUUGCGCCAUUCCCACCGCCUGUCGGCCAUCGGCGCCCGUGGGUGAGUCGUACACUCUCAGGGGAAAGGCUUAUAGCCCUCCUUGUGCCCAGGGAAUGCUAAGUGGGUGCUGGUGGCAGCAACAGGCAUGUUCCUCUUGCCCUGGGUGUUACAGGGACCUCUGGGCUCUCCCUGAAGGGAGCUUGCCAGCAGGUCAGGUGGUGAGCUCCCUCUCACUAGGGGUGUGCAUCGAAAGCUAGGGAACAUCCUUGGUCAUGGUACAAAGUAGUUCUUGCCCUAGUGGGCAGUGAGCUGGGGGACAGAGGCUCCCCUCUGGAUCUUGGAGUCCAAAGAACCACAGAGCAGCCCGAGGUGCGGGGGUGGGUCCAUUUUGGGUGGAAGCCACAUCUGGGAGCCCAUUUGUCAUGUCUGGAUCAGGCCGGCCUGGCCACCACUGAACAUAAGCAAUAAAUCAGGGCCCUGGUAUCUGCAGAUCUCCUGCACACUGGCCCAGAGAAGAACAGCUUCGAAGGGACCGUCCCUGCCUCGGGAAGGUGACCCUGUCCGUCAUGCUGUGGGGUACCUGGGGGUCAGGUGGGGCGUUUCUGCCUGGAUCCUCCUGUGCGCCACACAGGCAGCAGAGCCAGGCGCAGACCUCUCCUUCCCACCGCUGCUCGUGUUCCUGAGCCAAGUGCGUGGGGAUGGCUUUCAAGGACAGAACUGCACCCGUGACAGUCAUCUAACGUAAUAAGCUGUUCAAAAAAAAAAAAAAAAAAAAAAGCCAGCAGCACCUCUGCCUGGCCCCACAGGGCAGGGUUUGGGUGGGUGCAGUGGGAGCCCACAGGCUAGAGGGGAUCAGAGGAGCCUCACCGCGGGGACAGCCGGGGGCCAGGCGAGCACGAGUCCCAGCCCUGCCAGCAGCUCAGACGUGCGUUGGGUGAUGUGGGGUGAUCUCCCCUCUGGAGCCUUAGCUGUAGAAGCUCAUGGUGGGGGAUGGGUGUUGCUGAACUCGGUGCCCUUUCAUAAAGGUCCCUUUACGUUUCAUACUCUGAUUCUAGAUCUUGAAGCCCCAUGUGACAUCUGGACUGGGGCUUCAGUUCCCACUGUGAUGGAUGUCACCCUUCCAGCCUCACCCCAGGUGGCCAAGCCCAUCCUGGGAUCAGAAUCUGCUGAGCACAUUUUUUUAGGGUGGCACAUUUUUAUCCAAAAGUUAUUAGCUACACAUCAGUGUUUAAACAGAAAAAGUGACCUUUCAUUUUUUUUUUUUUCUUGGAAACUUGAGAAGAAACAAAGUACAUACUACUGAUUUUUUUUUUUUUUU